GUGGAUUUUGAGUCUUUGGUGUUGAUAAAUUUUUAAAAACACACGUUUUUCUGAGGAACAAAACCGAAGACGAGCCGUUUUGUCCGAUGAAAAUGGAGAGAAAAUGUUCACAUUGUGGUAACACUGGUCACAAUUCAAGAACUUGUAGCACAUUGAAAUGUGCUAGUAAUGGUAGUUUUAUUGGUGGAUUAAGGCUUUUUGGAGUGCAACUUGACAUCUCUAAUGCUUCAUCUUCAUCUUCUCCUAUUCACUUGAAGAAAAGUCUUAGUUUGGAUUGUUUAUCUCCUUCUCUUUCUGUUAAUGAAAGUUGUGAAAAAAGUACUUCAAUUAAUAAUGGUUAUCUCUCUGAUGGUCUUAUAGUUCGUGUUGAGGAAAGAAAGAAAGGAGUUCCAUGGACAGAGGAGGAACACAGAAAAUUCUUAAUUGGACUAGAAAAGCUAGGAAAAGGAGAUUGGAGAGGAAUUUCAAGAAAAUUUGUGAUAACAAGGACACCAACUCAAGUUGCAAGUCAUGCUCAAAAGUAUUUUCUAAGACAAUCAAGUCUCAACAAAAAGAAACGACGUUCCAGCCUCUUUGACAUGGCAAAGAGCAACAACAAGAUGCAUGUUGGUGCCAUAACCAUGAAGUUCAAGCAUGCAGAUUAUUUUGGAAAUUGUCUUGACAAAACAAUCUUAACAAAAAAAGAUUGUCAAGAAAUUAGAGCAUCAUUAUUAGACUUAAAUUCGUUUGGAGAAGAUAUGCCAAUUGCCAAAGAUAAUCAAAGGAGUGAAUAUCCUCAACAACCUGAAGAGAUUUAUUCAGUGCCAAAUAAGUCAAUUUCUUCAUUUGGAGCUCUUGAUUUGGAGCUAAGUCUCUCAGCUCCAAGAAAUAAUAUUGGACCAAUUACAGUUACCUAAUUACUUGUACUCCUAAUUAUUUCUCCUCUAUUUAAAACUAAAUUUAAUUA
Messenger RNA from Nicotiana attenuata, 946 nucleotides. Its product is annotated as transcription factor MYB1R1-like. NCBI's taxonomy places the organism in Eukaryota, Viridiplantae, Streptophyta, Magnoliopsida, Solanales, Solanaceae. The coding region runs from base 87 to 896 and encodes 269 amino acids. The record is from RefSeq and is a predicted model, not a curated record. Gene Ontology annotation, biological process: response to auxin; response to ethylene; response to gibberellin. Gene Ontology annotation, molecular function: DNA binding; zinc ion binding. The transcript has 3 exons.